AUUCCAGUUUUUUUUUCUAAUGGGUAGUGUUCUGGAGAGUAGUGAAUUUAUAAGAAUUGUGAUUAAACUAGUUUGUGUUUUAAAGAAAAUAAGUUUGUGUUGAUAAAGUUAUGUAGUUAAGCUUUGGAAUUACUAGAAUACGUAGCGUAGCAAGUGUUGCUAUUGAAACGAGUUAAUAACGCUGUUAAGUGUCGUGGCUAUGACAAGAGAACCAGAAAUUCUAAAAGCUUCCUUAUCGUUGGAUGUGGUGUGCUAUUUCUAAAUUAUUCUCAAAGACUAAUUGUAAUCAAAAGCCAGACUCGCUUGCCGAUGACUGUAAUAUGGAUCGAACUGAGAGCAGAAGUCGGAUUGUUGGUCAAGAAGGGGAUGUUGACUCAUAUGACACACGACAGGCUAAGCAGAGGGCAUCAGUGAAAUGGUUGCUGUCAAAGGCCUACAACAACAAGGUGCCAGACAACCUUAAAGAGCCUUUCUACCGAGAUCAUGAGGAUCAAGAACACCUGAAGCCCCAGAUUGUCCAUUCUCUGGCGAACGCCGAGCUGUACUGUCUGGGGCUGGCCAACAUAUACUCGGACCCCAACUACCACAACUUGAACCACUGGGGCAUCAUCCAGGCGCUGGUCAGGAAAGGGGUGACCGUGGUCGAGCCCUCGGACGCCCAGCUGACGGAGACUGUGCUCAUCCAGACCAACCCCAUCAAGUUGAGUGCCCACAUGGCGGUGAUAGACGCGAUGAUGGUGCUGUACGCCAAGGAGGUGGUGACGCCGGACCGGGUGGUGGCUGCCAUCCAGAGGUUCAACUCGGGAGUGCCGGUGCCAGACAGGCUGCCUGCCGACCACGAGGACGCUCUCCUGCUGUGGCUGAACAGCGCGUGCGCCGCGCUCUGGCGCAGCGUGGAGCAGAGCGAGGGAGACAGGAAGCCACCGCUCUUCCCAGCCAUACAGGACCUAAGGAAGCUGAGUGACGGAGUCGGUCUAGCCACUCUCAUAUCCUUCUACUGUCCCGAGGAGCUGCCCUGGUCGGACAUCGCGAUCGACGUCGGCCGCGCCUCCCAAGCCGUCCAGAACUUGGUUACCGUCAGCGAGUUUUGCAGCAGGUGUUUGCCGGCGUCUGUGUUCCACAUGAUGCCGGAAGACGUUACGUACCUCCACGGGUGCAUGAAGCCAAAUCUCACAGUCUUCCUGGCAGACCUCUUCAAUGUGCUGGAAAUCCAUCCCGUGAAGUGCGUGCGGUACCCUGGGACCGAGCGCGCUUCGUAUCUGCGGGAAGCGUACCCCAGGAAUAGCCAGGGGGUAGCGCACAAGCGUAGCUUCCCACAGUCGAUAUCUGCGAUCCCAGACCUGCGCAGUAGCCUGGACGAUCACGCUGGCAACUUCACAGUUUCAAAGUCCGCGCCGAGCUUUCAAACUUCUCUUCCCCUCAAGAAGUCCCAUUCGUUACAGCAAGCAGAUGCAGUGAACCGAAUUGGGGCAGAUUCUGGAGACCGAGAUGACAGGCACAACCCCCCGGGGGAGGAGCAGUUCGUGGUGCACCGCGGCCGCGGGGUGCCCACGCUGAGCUCCGUCGCGGCCCGCGGGGGGGACGACUCCCCCUCGCGGCCGGCCAGGGACCGGCAGGGGGUACCCGUACCCGAGGCGAAGGAGGGCAAGGGCCAGUCCGUCGCCGCCGGCCGCCCCAGCAACUGGGAGGACCAGCGGCGGAGCUCGUACGCAGGCCGCCGCUCCCGCAGGAACUCCAUCACCGACGAUUCCCAGUUGACGUUGGAGAACUUCGGUGGGUCCCAAGAGAACCUGCAUUUUCUGGGUCGGAACCCCGACAAGGAGCCUGCCGUGCACGUGGCCCAGCGGCUGCCCCAAGAAAACAACGUCCCCGUCCGGACGAGCGCGCAGGAGACCCGGGGCAGCGGAGUGGAGCUCAUAUUCAACGACAACGGGUACUCCAGAGAGAAGCAGGACGCGGACAGGCCGGAGCAGCAGCCGGCCUCGGUCUCGCUGAAGGACAUGCUGUCGCGUCCCAGGGAGGAACCGGGGGACGCAGCGAGCCUGCUGGAGCUGUCGAGGGUCCGCAGCGCGGGCGACCUCUCGUCCAAGGGCAUCCAGCAGGCGCUGUACAUGCAGCAGGACCUGGAGCCGGAGGACGGCAGCCCCGCCAAGAACAGCAGCAUCCUCAACAGGAAAGGAAUCACCGCAAACGGGACUGGCGAGAAGAAGACCUCAUUCGCAGCCCUCCCGAACAACACCACCACCUGGCAGCAGCAGAGCUCCGGGCUUCUGCACCAGGCCGAAGUCACCUCUGGAGACGAUGGGGACGCGAGCGGCCAGGUGAUGGCCUCCCAGCUGCACAACAUCCGCAUGAAGCUGGAGGAGAAGCGACGGCGCAUCGAGAGCGAGAAGCGGCGGAUGGAGGUCGUGAUGAGCAAGCAGAGGCAGAAGGUUGGCAAGGCUGCGUUCCUGCAGGCCGUCACCAAGGGCAAAGGUAGCUUUGCAAAGUCCCCAGAGUUGGACUCUAGCAAGGAUUCAAACGGAGACGUGCCGGAUUCUGUGGCUAAGCCACAGCGGCCGUUCUCGCUGCAGGAGAUAAACGAAAAUGUGUCGACAGUGGAGCACAAGUGGCUCGACAGUGGUGUUCCAUUCAUCGAAGAGAGGAAAACCCCAGACAUUGAGAACAUGAAUUUGGAGCAGUACCAGCAGUCCUUAGCCCAGAUGAAUUCCAGCCUGCAUGAGAUCCAGAGCGACAUCCAGCGGUUGGCGAGCCAGCAGCACCAGAUACAGGAUAUCAACUACUACAGCCAUCAGCAGCAUCAACAGCUUCAGCAGCAACAGCAGCAACAGCAGCAGCAGCAUAUGCUGCAGCAGUUGGCAGCCCAGCAGCAACAGAUGCACAACUUUGCCUUUCAACACCAACAGCAGCAGCAAGGUCUUCCACACAUGGACAGCCCCCAACAGUUCUACCUUCACGAGCAGCAGAGUCAUCGUCGCACGUGGUCCCAACAGCCUCCACCUCCGCCGCUCGACUUGUACCAGCCACAUGAAUCUCGCCCGAUGUGGGGUGAUGCACCAAGGCAUCACACAAUGUCGCCCAAGCCCCAGUUCUCGUCGUACAACUGCCAGCCGCAAGGGGGGUUCAUCCUGCGCGACGGCAAGCCGGCGGACAGCAGCUACCUGGAGGGAGGCGGGGCGGACGCGAGGUACCACAAUGGGGACCACCGCAGCCUGGGGGCCAGCCACGGGGGCUACGCCGUCGCCCCCCAGCCGCAGCACGCGUCAUUCCAGCCGCGCGCGGAGCUCUCCCCGCGGCCGCUCGCCACCCCGCCCCCCGCGUCCCCCCAGCACCGCCCGCAGGGUCCCGGCCGGCUGGCGGCGGCGGCGCCCGGCCCGGGCGACGGCCCGGUUCCCGUCCCCACGCCCUCCGUCGACGACAUGGAGCCCCAGAGCAUCUCCUUCAUCGGAAUGCCAGAUGAUCCCAGCAACACCAUAAGUCAAGGAUUAAAAGGUCUACACAUUUCAUCCGGCAGCCGUACAUACCGUAUCCCUUCACCAACGCGGCCAGCGAUUUCCCGCAAUUCGUUUCAACAACAGGACCUGCCUGAGGCACCCUCAUACGCCGAUCAGUUGAGUGACGAGGCAGCAGAAAAAGGCUUCUACAUCUCCUUUGAUAAUGAUAACCCACCAAAACGACCGAAGCCACCGCUGAGAGUGAAGAGGUCUUCGCCUAAGAAAGAAAGGGCUUUGUCGCAGUACGAUGUGUCUGGAACGUUUGAGAGGGAAGAGUUCGUGCCCCAACACCCCGCGCGCCUCGAGCCUCCGCCCCCACGAGAGGCGGCCAGGACGAAGGAGCCGCCGAAGAAGCCAGAUGGGGAGGGUGCUCCCGGUGGGGUUGGCCUGGUCAUCGGCCCCGAACUGCUCAAUCCUGAUCCGAACGCGCUGGACGAGAUGGAGCGGAAGAAGGAGCGCAUCAUGCUGCUGUCGCUGCAGCGUCGCCAGCAGCAGGAGGAGCAGAAACAGUUGAAGGAGCACGAGGCGCAGCGACGGCGGGAGAUGGAGAAACUGAAACAGGAGGAGCGCGAGCGGAAGAAGGAAGAGGAGCGGUUGCGUCGCAACGCCAUCCUGGAGCAGUACAAGCUCAAGAAGGCCAUGGAGGAAGCAGAGAGGGAGGGUAAGCUACUGCCCGACAAGUCGGACCACUUGGGGGCCAAGCCAGUUCCUAAGAUGAGGAGUAAGACGUCAGCAGGACGGCCCAGGCCGAAAACCAUCCACGUUGACAGCGGUGGUGUCGAUAUGACCGAUGACAUUCUCAGUCCUAGUCGCAGUAAAAAAGGAUCCACAUCGAAUUUGACAGACCGAGAUUUUAGUUCACCAUUACGACGGGAUUUUUACCGUGGCUCACAGGAUAGUUUGGCUGACAGAAUGGACGAACGUCGAGGCUUGGGUGCCUCUUUGUUUAGAGGUUCGCCGGAUGAUGGGCGGGGAGCAUCUCCUUGUAGAAGUGUUAAUCAGUUGGGCAGGCGAGGUUCAUACAAGACUUCUCGAGAUACGUCGGAACCUGGCCGCAUUAGGGGCCGUCCAAAAUAUCCCACAUAUCAGGGAAACUUUAGGGGAAGAAAAUCAAACUCGCUCAUGAACCUCUCCGGUUCCAGCACGGACCAGGACAGCCUGGCGUACCGCCACACGGACACGGACUCCGGGCUGGGCCGCGCCACUCCGCCGCGCCGGGCGCCGUCCCCGGGCAUGGGCAGCAUGCGGCACCUGCCCUCGCCCUCAGGCCCAGGUUCGUUGCCACCUGGUCUCAUGACGAAGCGCCGAGCGUUCGACGAUGGCUCCAGUGACAUAAGCUCCACGCCCAGCUCCAUGCUGGAGUACACAGGCCCGCGGCUGUACAAGCAGCCGGCCACCAAGUCGAACCGCGGCAUCAUGCUGAACGCGGUGGAGUACUGCGUGUUCCCCGGCGUCGUCAACAAGGAGGCCAAGCAGCGGGUGCGGGAGGAGAUCGCCCGGUCGGAGAGCAAGCACUUCCUCAUCCUGUUCCGGGACACGGGCUUCCAGUUCCGGGCGCUCUACUCCUACUGCCCCGAGCGCGAGGACAUCACCAAGCUGUUCGGCACCGGGCCCAAGCAGGUCAACGACCGCAUGUUCGACAAGUUCUUCAAAUACAACUCCGGUGGUAAAUGUUUUUCCCAAGUGCACACGAAGCACUUGACCGUCACCAUUGAUGCCUUCACCAUCCACAACAGCCUGUGGCAGGGCAAGAAGGUGUCGCUACCGAACAAGAAGGACAUGGCACUCGUCAUUUAGUUUGUAGUUCAGCCCCCUAUCAUUACCCGACUGAAUCAAAAUGUAAACUAAGCCUUUUGAGAAGUCGCAAAACCAUAAGCAAGCUAAGUGUCUGGCAAAGAUAUUGCCUUGUGUAGUGUAUCCUGCGAGACUGUGUGAAUCUUGUAAAUCUUUUUUUUUUUUUUUUUUUUUUAUCAGUUGUGUAAUUGCUAUAGUUUAUAAAGUGUGUGUGUGUGUGUGUGUUGUAAUGCUGCAUAAUUGACAUAAUUAGUUAUGUAAAAUAUUGUAACAUUCCAUGUAUUUUCUUAAUAUGAGAUUUUUUGAUAUAAAUUUUCUUGGUAUUACUUUGUUUCAAUUACUGUGCUGUUUCAAUAAUUGUAAAGGUACUAAUUUUUUGGUUUAUAAAAUAUGUAUUUCCUUAACUUAAAAAAAAAAAAUAAUUCAGUUGAUGCCAUUUGCAUUUAACUUGUAGCAGAAGUUACUAGCAAUCUAGCAUGUUAAAAGAGAUUUGUUUGUGUGUAUAUAAGGCCACAUCAGAAAAUUCACUCUUGGUUAAAUUGCAUUGUGAAGAUUUCCCGGUGGCAAAUAACUUAAUUUUACAGCAGUGUUGUUAUUAAAUUUAAAAUAAGUUAACUAUUAAGUAAAUCAUGCAUCCUAAAUAUAGACUAGAUAUUUGAUCAUGUUGUGUGAGUCGUAGCAUUUUAUAUCUGAUCCUUGUAAUAAUAUAAUAUGAAUAUUUAUCACUUGUGUGUUCCUGACAUGGUAUGUUAAAUUAACGUCAAGAUAAUUAUGGUUGUGUCUUUUCAUUGAUUGUGUGUUAAUUUUUUUUUUUAAUUGUUGCUGCAUGCUCAUUCUUUUUGCCAGCAAUAUUAAAUAUUUUAGGUUGUGUAGCAUUUCAAUUAAAUCUUAAAACAUUGAAUCAGUUUGCAAUUUUUCAAAUAAAUUUGACAGGAAUCUCCAUCUGUGCUUAGUCAGGAUGGAUUUUAUCGUAACCUACAUCACUAAAAUAACAUUCUAUCACUGUAAUGUUUUUCCUUGUGCCACUGGCUUCCCUGAUACUCCGUCAGGCAGUGACACGCAUCGGCCAGGCAGCAGUGUAUGUGUACCUCUUGUUCAUCCAUCUCGAAUGACCUGACAAGCUGUGGAUUUUGCACAGGCUGAGGUAAUUGCAUUUAACUCAAAUUCCACUCAUUAAUGCAUCAGUGUGGUUUUUUUUAUUAUUGUCAUUUUUUUCCUUCACAUUCCUGUACGUUUAAAACAAAAUUUUUCUGAUCCCUUGAAAGCCUUCCACCACUAAUAUUUAGAUCAUUACCAAAAAAAACCUCCACCAACUUCUCAAACACAUUUUUAUUAGUUUAUAUUAUAUCCUGUGACAGUCUUCUAAGUAAAUACACAUCUCUUAAGAUACCAGUUAUCAAAUAAUAUUUAACGGAAAAACUGAAUUGUAACUUGUUUACUGAGAUGUCAAGAAAAGUGUCAUGAAAGUAGUAGUGCUGUCAACCACAACUGUUUUACUGCCUUGAAUACCAUUAUCAUUUCGGCUACACAUGACCUAAAUCAAUGCUGUAUCAGAGAGAAUAUAAACAAAAUAAAAUGGAAAAUUGCUGAAGAAACACAAUAAAUUCUCUUUUAAACAAAAAAUUUUCAAUACUGUACCAUUCCUUUAAAACGAAUCUAAUGCUUUGCCUUGCAACUUUCCACAACCACAUACUUUCUUCCUGCAGCAAGAUUUCUUAUUCCUUCAGAUUGUUUAAUCAUUUAAGUUUUACAAAAACCAUAAAUGAUCACAACUGUAAACUUUUAGCAAUCAUUGCAACAUCUUUUUUUACAGAUACAAACUCACAAUUCACGUGCAACAUGUCCAUCAUGUGAUAGGCAGGUUGUGAGAAAAAACAAUGUACGUAAAAAAAAAAUCUCCUGGCGGGUCACUGGUGGAAACCCAUUGCUCUAAAUAAUUUUAAAAAAAAACUUUCUCAGUCUGGCUAUAAAUAUGACUAGUAAACAGCCUAAAAAAAAACUGAAAUAAUACAUAAAUUCAACAUGGAGCACAAAAUUAAAUUUAAUUGACCCAAAAAAAUUAGAUUUGGUGAAUAAGUGAUAACUGUUUGCAUAAAUUAUCUAGUCUUUCAUCAUGUUGCACCAAAUGAAAGCACCUUUAAAAAUUAUGCAGUAAUGUUCCUGAUUGAUUCUGAUGAAAUGGCAAUAAAGAAAAGUAGCAACAUGAAUGACACAAUGGCAUUUUAUAUUAUACUAUAAAAAAAUUCUUCAGGCUAAAACUUUGGUACCCCAACACAAAACAUGAAGAGGAUCAAAUACAUACAAUAUAUAUGUUGGUCCCAUUUAAUGUAGAAAAUAAAUAAAAAACUAUUUUUAACAUGCCAAAUUUUUACAUAGUAACUGCUUCUGUUGAGUGUGAUUUGUAAUGUAGAAUUUUGUUUGUAUGUGCAGUUAAUAAUGUGGAAUUAGUAAUUUUGUAAAUGUGGAAUUCUGAUAUUGAACUUAAAAUAACCAAUCCUUUUGUUAUGAAACAAAUUCUGUUGUGUUUAAAAUACAUUUAAUUCAUAAAAUGCUCUUCAUUGAUGUGUAUUUAUUGUGGUUAUUUUGAGGGAAGUACAUUUUUUUUAAUCUUCAAAAAGUAAAUUGGUAUGCUUGAAUCUGUGAUGUGUGAUAAUAGGAUCUUUGUUUUUUUCUGUACUUUAUUCUUUCUGCUCAAUCUCUUCGUUUAACUUGAAGUUUUAUUAUUAUUAAAAAUCUGAGGUUGUAUUAAUGGUGAAUGUUGAUACUGUGCCAUGUUUGUCAAGCUUAUCAUACAGUUAAUCUUUGUCAGCUUAGCCUUGCAAUGUGGUUGUGACAGAUCAACUGAAAAUGUUGCAUAACUGGAAAGUAAUUGAAUUAAUGGUUUUGCUGCUAUAUUAAUUCCAACAUGAUUCACAUGCUAGAAUCAACUCAGUCAUAACAAUAGUUUAAUAUAACUAAAUUUGUUCAUGUUUGUGAACCCUUUCACGAAUUGUAACCAAGAAUAACAUACACUUAGUUAUGCUGUGAACCAGCAUUAAGGCUGCCUUUUAGGCUGUUAUUCUCAUUGUUUGUGUCAUGUUAAUAGGUGCUGAAUAUACAUAUAUAUUUUGUCAUUGUGAAGAGAUGUCGCUGUGAAAGAACUGGAAGAUGUGUGUGCUUACUAAUCUGUACAUUUCUUUAGUUGUUUUUGUUUUUUUUACAAGACUUGCUAAUUUUUAUCAUCUGUAAAUAUUAUGUUUUUAUAUAUAUAUAAAUAUUUAUUGAUUACUAUCGGGUCAUUAAUUGUUAGUGUCAGAUCAAUAAACAAAUUUAUCUCGUAA
Bacillus rossius redtenbacheri is the source of this 8608-nucleotide messenger RNA. RefSeq names its product patronin (gene Patronin). Bases 243 to 5291 code for a protein of 1682 amino acids. The record is from RefSeq and is a predicted model, not a curated record. Gene Ontology annotation, molecular function: calmodulin binding; spectrin binding; microtubule minus-end binding. The transcript is spliced from 27 exons. Gene Ontology annotation, cellular component: microtubule minus-end. Gene Ontology annotation, biological process: negative regulation of microtubule depolymerization; cytoplasmic microtubule organization; neuron projection development. Lineage: Eukaryota; Metazoa; Arthropoda; Insecta; Phasmatodea; Bacillidae.